AUGGGAAGCAAGUGUUGCAAAAGUGAUACAUAUCGUACAGAAAUGGUUAGUGAAAUUAGAAAUUUUAAUUUUAAUGAUCCUUAAUAAGAAUUUCCACUUGAAUAGAGAGUUAUCAGAGAACUUAUGUUAGACACAAAAACAGUAUACUAAUUACAAAUAUGCUUAAAAAAAUUUUUGCUUGAGAAUGCGUUUUUAAUUAAGGAAGAGAAAAUUGAAGUGUAAGAUAAGGGAAUAGUAUCAAGAAUUUCAGCACCUCCAUUAUUGGAUUAAGUUUGGCAAUUAGCAAUUUUAUAUUCAUAAAAUUACAUUACAAUUUGUAAAAAACUUGUAGGAUGUAUAAUUGAUAGAGAAUACAAUUAACAAAAUAUGCAUUAAAAAAUUUUGAAAAGGAUGUUACCUGAAUAUGAUGAUAAAAUGUAUUCAAUAGAAUCUGAGUUUAUUAUUUGGAUAAAUUCAUAUGAAUUAGAACAAGUAAUGAUAGAUAUCCACAACUUUAUAGUGAAUGAAGAAACAUUAUCUUUUGAAUUGAUUUUACAUUUAAUGAUGUAGAUGAAAUUAAAUUUAUGUAAAAAAGAAACAAAGAAGUUUCAAAUAAAAUAAAUCAGUGAUAAGAAUAUUGAAAUUGUAUUCAAAAAAAUACAAUAAUUGAUGCCUCGUGAUUUAGAAUUGAUAAUAAUGCAUAAAUAUUGUUUAAGUCAAUAAUUAGCUAAACAAUAUAUUUAUGAAUAUUGCCAUUUUAUGACAAUGUUGAAAUACUCUCAAACUGUAUUAGUUCCUAGUGAAGAGGUUGAUUAAGUUUGGCACACUCAUUAAUGUAUGACAAAAUAAUAUCGCUAGUUUUGCUAUGCAAUCUAUGAAAGAUUUAUUUAUCAUAAUCCUGCUAAUUUAGGAAAUUAAACUGUAGUUUAAGAUUUCUAUUCACAAACACUUAUAUUUUAUAAAAGAAUUUUUAAAUAUGAACCAGAUUCUUAAAUAUGGCCUUGUAAAGAGGAAAGAUGGAAUCCUUAAAACUGUUUAGGAUCAUGGGUUAAUCUUUAUAGAUUAUCAAUGAGUAUUAUCCAAUUAAUAUAAGAAAAGCUUCAACCUACUUCUAAAAAUAUUCUCUAAAAAUAUUAAACUUGGAAAGGUACAAAUGUUUUUAGAGAUCAAACUUAAAUUUAGGUUGAAAAAUCAACAGAAAUGACUUAGAGUGCUUUAUAAUAUUAAAAUUAUGAAGUUGGUUGCUAUAGUUUAUCUGAAUUAGAAGAAGAUAGAUUUUCAUAAAAUCAGAAGAGAAAUGAGUUAUUUUUUGACGAUGAUGUCAUCAUCAACUCUAUUUAGUGA
Molecule: messenger RNA, 1323 nt
Organism: Paramecium pentaurelia
Lineage: Eukaryota; Ciliophora; Oligohymenophorea; Peniculida; Parameciidae
Source: the annotation of a GenBank genome assembly